Molecule: messenger RNA, 1938 nt
Organism: Danaus chrysippus (African queen)
Lineage: Eukaryota; Metazoa; Arthropoda; Insecta; Lepidoptera; Nymphalidae
Source: the annotation of a GenBank genome assembly
AUGGCGCCACAAGAACGUACAACUUGCUGCGAAGGUUCCCGCCAAGAAGAUAAUCUGGCGAACAUUGAUCUAAAUAAUGGAUUCAUUAACAAAGCUUUCACAAAUGACGUUACUGAUAAUGUAAAUACAAAAAAUAAUGCAGAAGGGCCCAAAGAUGCAAAAAAAGUCAAAGAUUUUGACGAUCUAUUGCCAUAUAUCGGUGAAUUUGGGUGGUAUCAAAAGAUUCUCUUCCUACUAAUGAUACCGUUCGCAUUUUUCGUAUCUAUAGUAUAUUUUUCACAAAUAUUCAUGACGAUUGUACCUGAACAACAUUGGUGCUGGAUACCUGAGCUCGCGAAUUUAACGGCAGAAGAAAGGCGAGCCUUAGCCAUCCCACCUAAAUCAGAUGGACCCUUUGCCCAUGACAGAUGUCAUAUGUACUCAGCGGACUUCUCACUGGCCUUGGAACAGGGUAGAACCACUCCUGAUGAUGAGUGGAAGAUCAUACCUUGUUCUCAUGGCUGGGAGUACAAUAGGAGCGAUGUACCAUAUGAAACAAUUGCGUCACAGCUUGACUGGGUUUGUGACAAAGACAAUUAUGCAGCGACUGCCCAAGCAAUAUUCUUCUGUGGUGCAAUUGUCGGAGGCUUGGUGUUUGGUUGGAUCGCUGAUAAGUAUGGAAGAAUACCAGCUUUAGUAGGUACAAACCUCGUUGGUUUUGCUGCCGGUGUUGCCACCGCCUUCUGCAACACCUUCUGGACCUUCACGCUGUGCAGAUUCCUCGUUGGCCUGGCGUUUGAUAACUGCUUCACCAUGAUGUAUAUUUUAGUUUUAGAAUACGUAGGACCAAAAUGGCGUACAUUUGUCGCCAAUAUGUCAAUAGCUAUUUUCUUCACGCUGGGCGCGAGUCUGCUGCCCUGGGUCGCUCUGUGGGCGGGUGACUGGCGUCGGUACGCUCUCUUCAUUAGCGCGCCCUUCAUCAUAGCGGCUGCUACACCUUGGGUUGUACCGGAAAGUGCCAGAUGGUUACUAUCACAGGGAAAAAUUGACAAGGCUCUAGUUAUAAUGAAAAAGUUUGAAAGAGUUAACAAAACUAAGAUUCCUGACAAAGUUUUAAAUGAAUUCACUGAAGCAACCCAACAAGCAAUCAAAGAAUCUGCUGCACACAAGUCAUAUUCAGUUCUGGACAUCUUCAAGACACCGAGAUUACGGAAGAACGCUUUAUUAUUGAUAGUCAUCUGGAUGGCAAUAUCUCUGGUCUUUGAUGGCCACGUACGGAAUGUCGGUUCUCUAGGACUCGAUAUUUUCCUGACCUUCACUAUCGCUACUGCUACCGAAUUCCCAGCGGACACAUUUCUAACUGUUGUACUUGAUAGAUGGGGUCGUCGCUGGCUUGCAUGUGGAUCGAUGGUAGUGAGCGGCAUCUUCAGUCUUUUGGCUACCGCGGUACCAAUUGGUGGUCCAUCAGCUUCCCUGGCGAUCCUUGGUCGGUUUGCGGUCAAUAUUUCCUACAACAUAGGACUUCAGUACGCCGCAGAAGUUCUCCCAACUGUAGUGAGAGCCCAGGGCGUGGCUCUCAUACAUAUUAUGGGAUACGUAGCGUCUAUUGUAGCACCGUUCGUAGUAUAUCUGGCCAACAUAUCUCCUGAUCUGCCUCUCUUGAUACUGGGUGUUUUGGGCAUCGUUGGUGGAGGUCUGUGUCUGCUACUGCCAGAGACUAUGGACACGGAGAUGCCACAAACCCUGGAAGAUGGAGAGAACUUUGGGAAGGACCAGCAGUUCUGGGACAACCCUUGCUUCCCGAGAAAAACUAAAGAAUCACCAGAGAAAUACAUACCCUCGCCUGUAAAGGAAGAUAAUUUCAUCAGGUCUUUACCAGCUUCUGGUUCCAGAGCAUCUGUGAGAGCGUCUAUCAGACUUUCAACAAGAUCCAGGAGAAAUGAGGAUAACGGAGUGUAA